AUGGAAUUACAUAACCUAAGCAACGAGAAAUCGUGGAAAGGAAAGCCAACGAUAGAUCAGAUUACUGAUAGUGUUGUUGGUGAAGAAACUGACCAUGAAAUUAUAAGUUUCAGUCAUGGUGUCGAUCGUGAUACUGAAGGUGGUUCCUCCUUUCUUGCUUAUUUCAACGUUGUUUGUGUGGUGGCUGGUACUGGUGCACUUAGUUUACCUUAUGCUUUGAAGCAAGGAGGAUGGAUCGAUUCUGGAAUCGUGUUAAUUCGUAGUUUAUAUUACAAUGGACGCACACGGUUGUCUUCCUAUCAAGAAGUAGCAGAGGCUGCAUUUGGUAAAAUAGGUGGCUGGAUAUCCUUCUUUUUUACUGCUGUCACUUUGAUUGGUGUACCCGUUCUUUACAUAUUGUUGGCUGGUCAAAACAUUCAUAGUCUUUGUAUGGGAACAGCUGGUGAACUCACUUUUGCUCUCUGGGUUAUUAUAUGUACAGUAGUGGUAGCUAUUCCCUUCAUCUUUUUCAAGUCCAUGAAGGAAGUAGGUUUUCUCAGUGCUUUUGGUAUGCUGUGCACGGUUAUUGUCGUACUUAUCGUACUGGUCAUGGCUGUUAAAGAUAAACCAAAUCAAAUCAAUGUUCACCAUGAUAAUGUUAUUUGGGAUCAAUUCCCUAUUGCUUUAAGCUCUAUUGUAUUCAGUUUCGGUGGGAAUCCUGUCUACGCUCAUGUCGAAGCUGGUAUGCGUCAUCCGCAAAACUGGAACAAGGUUAUUUUGGCAGGCCUAUCCACUUGUUCAGCCAUUUACUUUUUAACUGCCAUUCCUGGUUACUAUGUGUAUGGCAAUCAAGCGCAGUCACCGAUUUACAAUAGCAUACCUGAAGGCGGUGCGAAAAUAGCAAGUGAAAUUAUCAUAACCCUUCAUGUCCUUAUGGCGGUUCCGAUUCUAUUGACCUCCUUUGCCCUUGACCUUGAAAAAAUGUUUGGUAUCUCCUCUUUCAACCAUUCGCGUCCAGUUGAAUUUCUUUUGCGUUUCACUCUACGUAUGGCAUUAAUGGUGAUUAUAUGUGUGCUUGCUAUAUUCGUGCCCUUCUUUGGUGAUUUUAUGUCCCUGUUGGGUGCUUUCUCUAAUUGUGCCUUAAUUUUGAUCUUCCCCGUACUAUUCUAUUUGAAAUUGACCGGAAUUCGAAACAAGCAUUGGGCCGAACUGUUUUUGUGCUUCUUCGUAGUACUAUUGGGUAUUGUAGGUUUGAUCUUUGGUACGAAGUCAGCAAUUGAAGCUUUGAUAUCUGAUUUUGCCAAUCAAUAA
Messenger RNA from Mycotypha africana, 1290 nucleotides. Its product is annotated as transmembrane amino acid transporter protein-domain-containing protein. The transcript has 4 exons. Gene Ontology annotation, molecular function: amino acid transmembrane transporter activity. Gene Ontology annotation, biological process: amino acid transmembrane transport. The record is from RefSeq and is a predicted model, not a curated record. The coding region runs from base 1 to 1290 and encodes 429 amino acids. Gene Ontology annotation, cellular component: vacuolar membrane. Lineage: Eukaryota; Fungi; Mucoromycota; Mucoromycetes; Mucorales; Mycotyphaceae.